This is a messenger RNA of Labeo rohita (rohu), 4748 nucleotides long. It is a transcript of the gene hcn3, whose product is annotated as hyperpolarization activated cyclic nucleotide-gated potassium channel 3. Gene Ontology annotation, molecular function: voltage-gated potassium channel activity. NCBI's taxonomy places the organism in Eukaryota, Metazoa, Chordata, Actinopteri, Cypriniformes, Cyprinidae. The transcript is spliced from 7 exons. Gene Ontology annotation, cellular component: membrane. Gene Ontology annotation, biological process: potassium ion transport; transmembrane transport. The coding region runs from base 621 to 2555 and encodes 644 amino acids. The record is from RefSeq and is a predicted model, not a curated record.
CCCCUACCUGUUCAUCCCGACAGCUUGUUGAACAGAUAACACGCAGGUGUCAGCAGAGAGGGAGAUAAAGACAGCGCCUGCUAUCAAGAAGCCGAUUAUACACAAACCUAUGCGGGUUUCAUCCCGUUCUCCGUGUAAUAACUGACGCGUGAUUUGACGACAAGACAACCGGCGCGCUCGUUUCGAGGAGGUUUUGCCAACGGGCGAAAUGGUGAAUGUGUGGAAAGUGGAUACGGGGGAAUAACACUGACAAUAAAUGCACUUAUUCCCAGAGGAACUUUCCAAGGGCGGAUGAAUUACGCAGAGAGGAACGUCUGGAUUCUCCUUGGAAGUUUUGGGAGUCCGUUUGUACUGGUAAAAGUGCUAGUUGAGACCUAAUGCUUUGUGUUCAUAUAUUACUCAAGAAAGAGUUUAAAAAGAAGGUUAUGAGUAUUUAAAGACAAACUAACAAGUACAUUCAUCUUAAAGAAGUGUUAAAGUCAUAUUUAGACCUUUUCAUAUUGAAAACCUAUGGUUUCCAAAUACAAAACGAUUCUGGAUUUGGAAAGCAUCAUGUCCUCAUUGUCAUCUUGAGACUCCAUCUGCCAAACCUGAACCUGCACUAACAUCAGAUCUGAAUUAUGGAUGGUGAUGGACAGCCUCCGGCCUCAAAUGGUGACUCGAAGCUCCGCUCCAGAGGGGGCUUCUCCCUCACCAACUGGCGUUCCUCUUCGAGGACUUUACUGCGAGAAGAGCGAACAGGAGAGGAUGUGAACCGCAGACUCCUGUCCGUUGUGAACCACCAGGAACGCACAGACUCGGGGGCCAGUCCCACCUCAAAGUCCCUUGAGGUGACCGCAGGGGUAGAUGGCACAACAGCAACCACCACCGUGACCACAUCCACCCCGCCUCACCACGACAAAGCCAUGGCAGAGCCAACAGGGCCUGCGAGAGCCCCUCAGCUAUCCGAAUCAGAAGAAAGGGUCACCGCUGACCAGUCCACAUUUCUCCAGAGACAGUUCAGCUCCAUGCUGCAGCCAGGGGUCAACAAGUUCUCUCUACGAAUGUUUGGCAGUGCGAAGGGUGUUGCAGCUGAGCAGGCAAGGGUCAAGUCGUUUGGGGUUUGGAUUAUACAUCCAUAUAGUGACUUCAGGUUCUAUUGGGAUUUAGUAAUGCUGUGCCUGAUGAUGGGCAACCUUGUCAUUCUACCAUGGGGAAUCACUUUCUUUGAGGAUCAGAACACGCUGCCGUGGAUCACCUUUAAUGUGGCUUCCGACACCCUCUUCCUGGCUGACCUCGUCUUCAACUUUCGAACUGGCAUUAUGGAAGGCGACAACUCCCAAAUCAUCCUGGACCCGCAAGUGAUCAGUCGGCGUUACCUGCGAGGCUGGUUCCUGGUGGACUUCAUCUCUUCCAUUCCGGUGGACUACAUCUUCCUGGUGGUGGAUAUAGAAGCCCGGCUGGAGUCGGCAGAGGUGUACCGCACCGCCAGGGCUUUGCGCAUCGUCCGCUUCACCAAGAUCCUCAGUCUCCUCAGACUGUUGCGCUUGUCCAGACUUAUACGUUACAUUCAUCAGUGGGAAGAGAUCUUUCAUAUGACCUAUGACCUUGCAAGUGCAGUAGUUCGCAUAGUGAAUCUGAUUGGAAUGAUGCUGCUGCUGUGUCACUGGGAUGGCUGCAUGCAGUUCAUGGUGCCCAUGCUGCAAGAUUUCCCGCCAAACUGCUGGGUCUCCAAAAACAACAUGGUGAAUGCCACUUGGGAUGUCCAAUACUCCUAUGCCCUUUUUAUGGCCAUGAGCCAUAUGUUGUGUAUUGGAUAUGGUGCUCAGGCACCUGAGGGACCAACCGACGUCUGGCUCACGAUGAUUAGCAUGAUUAUUGGCGCCACCUGCUACGCCAUGUUCUUGGGCAAUGCCACCAACCUGAUCCAGUCGUUAGAUGCUUCCCAUCGUCAGUAUCAAGAGAAGUACAAGCAGGUGGAGCAGUACAUGUCCUUCCACAAGCUGCCGGCUGACAUGAGGCAGAGGAUCCAUGAUUAUUAUGAGCACCGCUUCCAGGGCAAGAUGUUUGACGAAGAAAAUAUUCUUGAAGAACUCAGUGACCCAUUAAAAGAGGAGAUAGUGAACUAUAACUGCCGUGGGCUGGUGGCUAACAUGCCGCUUUUUGCAAACGCUGAUCCUCACUUCGUCACAGUGCUCCUCACAAAGUUGCGCUUCGAGGUCUUUCAGCCAGGUGAUUUAAUCAUCCGUGAAGGGACACUUGGUCGUAAGAUGUACUUUAUCCAGCAUGGCUGCGUCAGCGUGAUCACUCAGGACAAUAAAGAGAAGAAACUGAAUGACGGCUGCUACUUCGGGGAGAUUUGUCUGCUGACCCGUGGACGCCGUACAGCCAGCGUCAGAGCCGACACAUACUGCAGACUUUAUUCGCUCAGUGUGGACAGCUUUAAUGAAGUCUUAGAGGAGAACCCAUUAAUGAGGAGGGCGUUUGAGAGCGUAGCGGUGGACCGGUUGGAGCGUGAGCGUGACGGAAACGGCUAUGUGUAUUCAUACAAGAGUGUGGAGGAUGUUGGAGACUGAUGGAUUCUCUGUCUUUGUGAACUUUGACUGACUGGUGACUCAUCGAAGAUGAAUGAAUGUAGAAAAAAAACCAUGGUGUUACAGUGUCCAUAUACACGACCAGUCAAAAGUUUUUGAACAGUAAGAUUUUUUAUGUUUUUUUAAAGAGGUCCUUCUGCUCACCAAGGCUGCAUUUGAUUAAAAAUGUAGCAAAUUAGUAAUAUUGUGAAAUAUUUUACUAUUUAAAAUAACUGUGUUCUAUUUUAAUAUAUUUUAAAAUGUAAUUUAUUCCUGUGAUCAAAGCUAAAUUUUCAGCAUCAUUACUCCAGUCUUCAGUGUCACAUGAUCCUUCAGAAAUCAUUCUAAUAUGCUGAUUUUUAUUAUUAUUAUCAAAAUUAAAUAUAUUAACACGGUUUAUUCAUUUUUUAAGGAUUCUUUGAUGAAUAGAAAGAUCCCAAGAUCAGCAUUUAUCUGAAAUAAAAAGCUUUUGUAACAUUAUACACUACCAUUGUAGAAAGUAAUACUUUUAUUUAGCAAGGAUGCUUUAAAUUGAUCAAAAGUGAUGAUAAAGACAUUUAAAAUGUUACAAAAUAUUUCUAUUUUCAGAUAAAUGCUGUUCUUCUGAACUUAUAUUCAUCAAAGAAACCAGAAUAUUUUUUUUACUCAGCUGUUUUCAACAUAAUAAUAAUAACAAUACUACUACUACUACUACUACUAAUAAUAAUAAUAAUAAAUGUUUUUGAGCAGCAAAUCAGAAUAAUAGAAUGAUUUCUAAAGGACCAUGUGGCUGAAAUAAUGAUAAAAAUUCAGCUUUGAAAUCACAGGAAUAAAUUACAUUUUAAAAUAUAUUUAAAUAGAAAACAGUUAUUUUAAAGAGAAAAAAUAUUUUAAAAAUUUUACUAUUUUUUCUGUGCUUUGGAUCAAAUAAAUGCAGGCUUUGUGAGCAGAAGAAACUGUUUUUAAAAACAUUAAAAAUCCUACUGUUCAAAAACUUUUGACUGGUUGUGUAAUUGACAUUAAAGACAAUGUACAGUUGCAGUAUGGUGUGAUUUAUCUAUUUAAAAUAGUUAUAUCUUAUUCUUAAUUUGGCAAUGCAAUGUAUAGGAUCAAAAAUAAACAAUAUCAGUCCUGUAGUUCUUAUAAUGUUUAGUUGACUACUAAGAUACUGGAUCCAUGUAAUUCAUUUCAGUCAGAAACCCUUAGUUUAGCAGGGACCCUGAUGAAUGUGGGAAACAAAUAUGUAAGCAGCAAUUUAUAUAUUAUAAUACAAGUACAUUAACGAUACAAUAAAAUUAAAUGAACAUAGCAUAAACAUACCCUCCUGAUGAUACCAGCUACUAGUCAAGGAAUUGCUCCCUGUUAAUUUUGCAUUUAGCAAAAUAUCCUCAAGGCUGUUUUGAAUAUGUUAACUUAGUACAGCUCAUGUUUAACUCUUCAAUCAUUGUCUUUGACAUUUCUUUCAUUUAAAAUCCUCCAGGCAGCCACCAGCAUACAACAGUGUUGCACUUAUUCAGUCUUUCUUUAUUGUCAUUGCUGGUGGAAGGUCUCUGGAUGUAUCAGUGAUUCCUUGUGGAGGCAAGCAGAUAAUCAAAUUGAAGUAAUAUAUAAGAUAAUAUGUCUAUUAGUUGUUUUAUAAUAGAAUAGAGUACUGAGUUCUAAUUGCUUUCCGGUUCAACAUUGAGCACUUAAGAAUAUCAUGCACUGUAAGAAAAGAUGUCUGCUAACUCAAAGACAUGGAUGAGCUGGGACAUCCUGCCCAUUGUCCUCUUAACUUCAAAUUAAAGUAUUAAACAAUAUGAGUCACAUAAUCACAGAUUAAACUCAUUUCCGUUUGGCCUGAGCCCAUACUUAUCUGCGAUAAUCGGUUAUGACGAAAAUAACCCUUGGAGAGGAAGUUGUUUUCAGGUGUGCGUUUGAGGAAAAUAUUUAGGCCUAAUUAAUAUUUCUACUCUUCUCUGUGGCUGGAAAUAAAACAUAUUACCCCGAAUAAUGUGUGAUAUUAUAGAGAUGAAUGAGGAGUAUUAUGGGAAAAAAACAACUGAUUUUAAAUGGAAAUGUUAAUUUGAUGUUUUUCAUAUGCCACUAUAUUAUUAACUGUUGAAUACAGUCGCUGUACAUGAGUACAUACAGUUUGAUAGAAGUUUACCAGCAUAAUUUGUCAUUUUUUAUAGGAAAUUUAUUUAAUUGGUUUCAUCAACACCAAAUAAAACUACA